Molecule: messenger RNA, 1005 nt
Organism: Penicillium expansum
Lineage: Eukaryota; Fungi; Ascomycota; Eurotiomycetes; Eurotiales; Aspergillaceae
Exons: 1
Coding region: 1-1005 (334 amino acids)
Source: RefSeq, a predicted model, not a curated record
AUGCCGCUCGACAAUUACGGCGUCUGGAAGGCUCAUCCCAAAAGAUACCAUGUUCAACGUCGUGGGACCAAAACACCUCAUCUAACUCUCUAUUUUCGCAAUAAUGGAGGGCCAGAAUAUAACGCCGCCAUAAAUAUCAAGUCUGGAGAUCCAAAAGAGUCGCGACUUGUCUAUUGGGUAAAUGAGGAUAUGAGCGGCCAUCCUCUCGUCAGGGGUCUGUCGAAGCUCGAGACCGGCUUCGAGCGCUUGGACGAUAAAGAGCCAGGACCGCACGGCCUACGGCUUGAUUACAUCCGGGGCAACCUCUUUGACGUGAAUACCGGUCGGGUUCUUCAGCACGACAUCAAUGGUCCAAAUAAUGACAUUAUCGAUGUCCUGGAGCCUAAAGUCGAGCAAGCAAUCAAGGAAAGGGCUGUCGUUUACAUCUUCGGUGAGCGAUACGACUCAGAUGAUGGAAUACACAAUGUCCACAUGAAUCAGGGCAACAUCGAAAAGUGGUCGGGUGACGAUGGCGUGUACCAGGACGGCGCGCUUAUCUUCCAUUUCCCAGAGACUGAUAAAUGGGUUGGUAUUUUCCUCGCCUUUGCAUCGCAGGCCGUGCAUACAAGCGAGGAUACUGGCCAUGCCAUAUCACGAGUCACCUGGAAAGACCUCCUGCCUGGUGACCUUGUCGAAAAUUCACUUGCUAUCCACAAGGCCGUUGUGGAUUCUUUUGGCCAAGGAGAAGACAAGCAGCAGUCUGUUACCCUGGCGAACCUCACGAACCGCAAGAUAUCACUCGCACGUUGGAGGAUCCGCAAUUCGCGCUUGGAACAACAGGUUCUCCCUAGCAAUGCGGCUGUAGAUGCAAAGGCUACCAAGGUCUUUGAGGUUCCGAAUUGCCCCUUAUCUACAGACGGUGACACUAUCACGCUUCUUAAUCGUGAUGGGCUCAAGGUCGCUGGCGUCAGCUAUAACUCUGAGCAGGGUAAUGCGGAGAAUGGGGAAAUUGAUUUUGCAGGCUAA